This is a messenger RNA of Bemisia tabaci, 2675 nucleotides long. RefSeq names its product MOB kinase activator 2 (gene Mob2). The record is from RefSeq and is a predicted model, not a curated record. Lineage: Eukaryota; Metazoa; Arthropoda; Insecta; Hemiptera; Aleyrodidae.
AAUUUCCAUGUGCACAUGCUGAAAACUUCCCCAAAAUUAUUUCUCUCGUUGUUAUUUCCGUGCUUCGCCCUUUCUUUCUCUUAUCGCUGUGUUGCAUGUCGGAUUAAUAUGUGUUAGUCUUUCGAAGUUUUGAAACGUGUUAAUUCUCUUAAUAAAAUAACACCAUUAGUGUUCUUUCAUCACCAUCACGUUGCUCUAGCACCUUGUCGUUGUUCAUGCGUUGUUCCCAUUGAGUGCGAAUUUUCUAGUCCGAUGAAAACGCAGACGUAGAGGUCAUUUGCAUUCAUUUGCUCCGAUCAGUUUUUCGAUGGUGAUAAUGGUCAUUAGUAGCCCUCUGGAGUGAAAGAGUUACGAAUUACUCACCACGAGUUACGGAAAAUUACUCGUUACGAAACUUUCCAAAGUUCAGUGUCUUUGUCGUCUGAAUCGCCGGUUUAGGAAACAGUUGGCAAUAUAAUCGCAUCGAACCUGAUUCAUCGCCAUGUUUACUUUUGUUUAUCUAACUCUCCCGAAAUGUUAAAAAUAUACCUAAAUUUCCAUUAAUUUUUUGUGGAGUGGAAUAAUAUAACUUAUUCAAACUGGAUAGGCUACCAGAAUAUCUCCGCGAUACCGUGGAUUGGUUUAUGGGGAAAGCCCGACGGAAAGACAGAGAGUCGCUUGGGUCAGAGGAUCCGAAACUGUACUUAGAACAAGCUGUGUUAGAUAGAAGAGUUCCUGAUAUUGAUCUUAAGGUCUUAGUCGAAGCACCUCCUGGUAUUUGUCAUAAUGAAUGGCUAGCGUCUCACACUAUUGCAUUUUUCGACCACAUAAACUUAAUUUAUGGAACUAUAUCAGAAUUUUGUACAGCGCUAGAUUGUCCUGAAAUGACUGGACCUGGUGUCAGGACAUACCUUUGGUUUGACGAAAAAGGGAAGAAGACAAAAGUAGCAGCACCUCAGUACAUAGAUUAUGUUAUGACAUUUACCCAAAAAACUAUCAGUGAUGAAAGUAUUUUUCCUACAAAAUACGCCAAUGAUUUUCCUAGCUCGUUUGAAUCAAUCGUCCGAAAGAUUCUCCGCCUUUUAUUUCAUGUGUUAGCCCAUAUCUAUCAUAGUCAUUUUCGCGAAGUAGUUCUUUUAAACAUGCAUCCUGAUCUAAAUUGUAUCUUUGCGCACUUUAUAUUAUUUAAUGCUCGUUACCAAUUAAUUGAGGUGCGAGAAACAGAGACCUUGCAAGAUCUUGUUGUAGCUUUAAAAAUUCUAGAUAAUUGUGAGAGCGAUCAGACGGAAUCGAUGGAAAUAGGAAGCACAGUGUCAACAUCCAAUGUAACGCAGGCCUCAAUAGAUGAGCCUCAUAGGCAAUCGCAAACAAUGUUAGAGGUCUCUGCAACAGCAACGUCAAAUAUUAUGUUCCCUGAUUCGAGUUUAUCACUGAGUGCAUUUUCCUCCUCUAAUAAUCAAGAUGUCCUAUCAACACAGAUCGGAGUUGGGCAUUAGUUUUUCAAUGACUCUUACUAUUCCUUAUCAUUAGUUUGUUUUUUUCCUUUUUUCCUCCCCUUAAACAAGAAUUAUGAAAUGAUCAGUUUGAAUCAUCAUUUUUUAUUUUUUCUUGAUGAUUUCCUGCACUUAUCUUUAUCCUAGUCUAUUAUAUUGUUGAUGAUCAGUGACAUUAUUGAAGAAAAAACAAAAAAGUAUAUUUUUGGAUUUCCACUAAGCUCUCAAGUUUUGAAGAGGUCAGUUCGAAAAGUUAAAACCUAUCCUUUCCUGUUUUUCUGUAUUUUUUUAUUUUACCGAUAAAAUAAUUAAAAUCAGGAAAGGGUGUGAUUUCAUUAUUUUUUUAUUGCCAAUAUUUUCUGUAAGUUACUUUAAAUUUGCAAAGAAGCAUUCAUUCAACAAACAUUCUCACAAAGCUCACUAACUGUGCAUAGUAUUUUAGUCGCGCAGGUUUACUAAAAAUGAAUUUUGAUAAUAAUUUCUUCGGUGAAAAUAAUUUUUUAAUGAUUGAUGAGGACUGAGCGUUUGGCAGAAAAACAGCACUUAUCACAGUUCUGAAACAAAGAAAAAUUCAAGUUUUGGCCUUAACAGAAACACAUAUAUUUGGUAACUUUUAAAACAUAGAUUAAGAAGACGAAUUUAAACUGGAAUACACUUAAUUGAAUCUUUCUCUCUCUUGCAAAAAUAUGCAAUAUACUCUUGCAAUCCAGAAACUGCAACAAAAAAAAUAGGCUCUCAACAAAUUAAUGUCUUUUCAGCAGUAGGGAUCUGUCUACCAUCGGUUUUUUUUAAAGACCUUUUCUAUCAGAGAUGGAUUUCAUUUAAAGUUUCUUGCAUGAGGGCUGAGAGUACAGAAAAUUUUGUUCCAAAACCCUGUUUUAAAUGAAAGAACAAGCUUUAAAAAGCCAAGAGGCUGUUAGAAUUUAAGCAAUGAUGCAGUGGAUGUAAAUGUUGAACAUUCUUUUUAUUUGAUUAAACAAAGUACCGGUGGACGGAGGCGUCACAUUCUAGGAUACGGAAUCGACUAACUGAGUAAGACGUGUCAAAGUGGCUAGUCUACAGAACUGCAAUCUUGCACAUUCUCAAUCAACUGCGUCGUUGCUCGACGGCUGAAAUUAAUAUUCCAACAGAGGCAACCUAUAGUCAAUAGAGUAUUUUUUCUGAAACCUCUGACAAAAAGAUCGCUUCACUAAACAGUGUGAG